Mytilus californianus (California mussel) is the source of this 2161-nucleotide messenger RNA. RefSeq lists its product as uncharacterized. The record is from RefSeq and is a predicted model, not a curated record. NCBI's taxonomy places the organism in Eukaryota, Metazoa, Mollusca, Bivalvia, Mytilida, Mytilidae. The transcript is spliced from 5 exons. Gene Ontology annotation, molecular function: oxidoreductase activity. Bases 509 to 2095 code for a protein of 528 amino acids.
AGGUUGCUGCAGAAAUAACUAAAUUUCAAGGUCGGGACCAUUUAUAGCCGACUAUACGGUAUGGGUUUUUCUCAUUGUUGAAGACUGUACAGUUACCUAUAAUUGCACAAUGAGGUUUUAUUUCCUUCUUAUGGUUCUUAUUCCGGCGUCAGCGCUUAUUGUAGAAGAUGUAUUCCCACCAAGUUUAGCAGAAUGCUACUCGGGACAAGUUGACAAAAACACCACUCCAUAUGAUGUUCAAACGAGCUGUUUAGAAAGCUAUUUGGCUCAUAUGUACAAAAAUACUAGUUCACCAGGUUUAGGGAAGGAUGCUUUUGACUGGCUAGAUUCCCUUGGCAGAAAAUUACAUAUCCGACUGAGAAGACAGGGACGCUACAGAUCUAGAUUGCGUGUAAGGAGGGAAAUUCGAACAUGACGUGAAAAUGAAUUAGACGAUUUUUUCGACGCAGUAAAUGCCCUGAAAAGGGACAAGUCGGUCUCACCAAACAAGUAUGAUUCGUUUGCAAUUAUGCACCAGGGAGGCGCCGGAAAUUCUGCACAUAAUGGUCCAAAUUUUGUUAGCUGGCAUAGAUAUUACCUCGUACUAUUCGAAAACGCUCUUCGGGAAAAAAAUAGCAGAGUGACUCUUCCAUACUGGGAUUCAACAGCAGACUAUUUGAUGGACAAUCAAAAGGAUUCAAUCUUAUUUACUGAAAUAUUUUUGGGGAACCCAAAAGGUGUUGUUUAUUCAGGUCCAUUUGCAUUUUGGGAAACGCCGACAAUACCGAGUACGUUGUUAAGACGUGAUGUAGGAAGAUUUGGCUCUCCUAUUGACCCACAGAGGUUAGAAACUGUGUUUAGCAAAAAAUAUCACAGAGAAAUUUUAAGAAAAACAACUCCAGAUAGCAGUUAUGCCAAUUUAGAGUCUCACCAUGAUAAUGUUCACGGGUGGGUCGGCGGAGAUGACGGUCAUAUGUCAGACGUAAAUUUAAGUCCAAUGGAUCCAGUUUUCUGGCUUCACCACUGCUUCGUAGAUUAUCUUUGGGAAAAAUUCAGAAAACGUCAAAAAAUAUUAGGAAUAAAUUCAGAAACAGACUACCCACCAACCACUAUACCAGAGCACAAGCCAAAUAGGCUUAUGGAUAAUUUAAGACCAUCAAAGAAGAAUAUUCAGGGGUAUAGCAAUUCAUUUACAAAACAAAUUUAUAGAUAUGCACCUGCCCCGACUUGUCGCAACAACUGCGGAGGAGCGUUUAAAGGAUUUUUAUUAUGUGAUAGAAGUAAAAAAGGGUGUGUGUCCGGAUCUAGGUAUGAUUUUAUUCGAAAUGGUGGAUUAAGUCGAGUUAAGAGUUUUUACCCAUCAAAGGCAAAAGGUAAACGAAUGGAUAUUCCUCUAUCUUUUAAAAAUAUUAAAUCUUCGGAUCAACCAACAAUGGUAUCUGAUUCAAUAAAAGCAGAAGGAGGUUUACCAGACAUAAAGAGUGGGAGCAUUUCACCAUUCGAAAGAACAGAGAACAGUCAACUAACUCGAACUUCAACAGCUCCAACAAUCACACAAAGAUUUAAGAUGCACUUUGGUAGUGGUAGAUCAAGGAGUCGAAGAUCAGCUGAAUUCAGUUUAACAGGCAAUAAUCUCAACAUUGGCUUUGAUAUAAAUCUUCGUCUGAGACAGGAGAAUAGGACUCCAUACCAAUUCGACAAUUUGGCAAUGUCACCAAUAGCAAUAACAAACAAACACGAGAUAAAUCGAAAACCAGGACAUGAUCAAAUUAAAAACCAAAGAACAUUUAACAUUACAUUUCAGACUGAUGGAUUCUCCUAUAAUGGUAGACAUCUCGACUACAUUUCUAUAGAUGAACGCACCCGUUUCUCUGAAUCUAUUGGUCUUAUUGUCUUUAAGAAGCCAGUUUCUGAUGAAACAAAAACCUACGUAAGGGCGUACGACUCAAACGGUGAAAUGUGUCAACCGAGUUGUCUGGUAUCAAAAUCAACGUAUAAGGAAUGUUCGGGGCUACUCAAGAUCACGUCCGAUUUUCCUCGUAUGUACGUUGAUUCAUAUAAUGAUACAUUUGAUUCAGAAAUAACACCGUUUCUGAGGUUCGUUUGUGUAAAUUAAUGGCAUAUUUCCAUAAAAAAUGUUUUCGUAUAUGUUUUCUCCAGAUAUUUUGUGAAGAAAAUAAUA